AUGAGAAGCAGGAAAUUGCAGGCGAAUGAUAAUGUUUCCCGUGAGGAUGCAUCGAGGCCAAUUAAUGAACUGGCUCGGUUUGGCAUUCUCGUGGCGGGCGCCUGUGGCUGCCUCUGCGUGUGUCUUUUUCGUGCGGACAUGGCAACCGUAGGCACAGUGGCCAUUGUUUUCGUCUACUUUGGCAUACCGUACGCCUUUGUCUACGACUACUUUGGUGUGAGGCCUCUCUUUGUGCUUGGGCUCGUGCUGAUUACUGUUGGCGCGCUGCUGAUGGCACUGACUUUCAGUGGCGCCAUUUCCACAACCGUGUUGCGCCCGUGCGACUCCAACAGCAUUGCUAACUUUGGCGUGGGUGUCUAUGGCCUUGCGGGCGUCGUGACUGUUGCCAGCUUAUUUCCAACGCGAAGAGGUGUCAUUGUGGCUGUAAUGGAGAUGUUCGCUGGUUUGGGGUUUGCGAUUUUGGGGUCGAUUCAGUUGGCCUAUUUGGAGGGCCAGCCGACAAACUAG
Messenger RNA from Trypanosoma rangeli, 507 nucleotides. RefSeq lists its product as uncharacterized. The transcript has a single exon. Lineage: Eukaryota; Euglenozoa; Kinetoplastea; Trypanosomatida; Trypanosomatidae. Bases 1 to 507 code for a protein of 168 amino acids. The record is from RefSeq and is a predicted model, not a curated record.